UCUUCUUUUCAUUCUGCGUGUCCUUGUGAUAAAGACAGCACAGUCGACCAGUAAUCCGCAGUGCCGAAAGAGACAGAGCGAGAGAGGGACAGAGAAGCGAAGGGGGCGUGAGGGUGAACACACGUGAGACAGGCGAAGAGAGAUCGAGAGAGGGAGAGAGAGGGGGAGAGAGAGACAGUGGGAGAGAGCGAGAACUGCAAAAUCUACCAAGCAGUCGUGGCGUGUGGUCGCCGACUACUCUGUCCGCCCGGUCCAUUGUGUCGGCUCUACUGAUAGGCCUUGCAUUCCAGGCAUCCAGGGCUCCUCUCUGAUCAGUGGGCAGCCUUGUCUGCUCCUGGGAGAGUCUGUGUGUGUGUGUGUGUGUGUGUGUGUGUGUGAGACACUCCGGUCUGCCACUCACAUUAUGCAACAACAGACAACUAUGAGCUCGUGCAGCAGCCGGGCUCUGACGCUGCUCUCCUCCGUGUUCGGGGCGUGCGGCCUGCUCCUGGUGGGCGUGGCCGUGUCCACCGACUACUGGCUGCUGAUGGAGGAGGGCAUCGUGCUCCAGCAAAACCAGACCAUCGAGGUCAAGAUGGCGCUGCACUCGGGCCUCUGGAGGACCUGCUUCAUCGCCGGUGCUGAGACGGGGAGGUGUGUCGCAGCAGAGUACUUUAAUGAGCCUGAAAUAGAAAUCACAACCGAAAAUACAGCAAACAUUUUGAAGAUGGUGCGGACAGCCACUCCAUUCCCCAUGGUGUCCCUCCUCUUCGUCUUCACCGCCUUCGUCAUUAGCAACAUCGGACACAUCCGCCCACAGCGCACCAUCCUAGCCUUCGUCUCCGGAAUCUUCUUCAUCCUCUCAGGGCUCAGUCUGGUGGUGGGCCUGGUGCUUUACAUCUCCAGUAUAAAUGAUGAGGUGAUGAACAGGCCUCGGGAGCCUGAGCUCUUCUUCAACUACCGUUACGGCUGGUCCUUUGCCUUCGCUGCCAGCAGCUUCCUGCUCAAAGAGGGGGCAGGCGUGAUGUCUGUGUAUCUGUUCAUGAAACGAUAUGCUGAAGAGGAGAUGUACAGGCCCCACCCGGCUCUCUAUCGCCCCCGCCUGUCGGAGUGCAGUGACUACAGCGGCCAAUAUCUGCACCCGGAGUCGUGGCCGCCCUCCCAGCAUGUGCGCAGAGCCUCCGAGGUCUCCAGCGACAUCUCCAUACAGCUCAACCAGACGCCACCGCCGCCGCCCAAGAGCAACUCUCAGCAGGGAGGCCCGGGGAUGGGGCCCUCCACCUCAGUGCCAUCCUCCGGCUCCAGCUACCAGCUCAACUCCCCGGGCAGUGCCAACUACCCCCACUCCCACCCACUGCACCCUGGGCACGGGGGCCCCGGGGCUUCCCAGACCCUGCCCCUCUCCAUGCCCCCCAACGCCGGGGGCCCACCCCACUACCACACGCACAUGCGCAUGGGCGCCUCCCCCUGCUAGCAUGUGUGGUGCUGCAGAGACAGAGAGAGAGAGAGAGAGAAUAGAGAAUAGACUUUGGGGCAAAAAGAGAGAAGCCAAGAAAGAGAUAGAGUUAGAGAGAAACAUUAAGAGAAAAAUAGAGGGAAAAAGAGAACAAAGAGUGGAAGGGUGAACAGGGGGGACAAAGAGAAGUGGACAAAGGACAGAGCCAGAGCAGGGUUACACAUGGGAGACACUGAGGAGAUGUAUUGUUAUGGGGGUGCACACUGGGGGAGAUUGAGGAGGUAGAGAAAAUAGAUUAGGGGAUAAAGCUCAGAGAAGUUCCUCUGCGCAGGACACAACUGCUGUAGAGAGAUACUUGGCCCUGAUAUCACCCUGCAAGAGACUUUUGUUGCAAAAGACUGAUGAACAAAACUGCAUUCUAUCGUAAAACACAAGGGACAGUGGUUUGAUGUCCAGAGUAAAUAUAGAUAUCGAUUGUGCAUAAACUGUAUAUAAACAUAUUCAUAUGUUACUGUUUUAAUUUCUUAAAGAUUUAUGAACAUCCUAGUGCAUUCAUUUGAAUAAUUACUACUGUUACAUGUAAGGCCAGGAAUAUGCAAUCAGAUUCAUCCAUUUUAUGUAAAAGCCUCCACCACACUGCUAAUGUUGUUAGUGCUGGAAACAACAGUAAUUUAAAAUAUUUAUGGUGUAUUUCAUACACAUAUACAUGUAUAUACACAAGGAUGAGAUGACAUUUCUACAUGACUAGACUUGUACAAAUUGAAACUGGAAAUAAAUCAUUAAUUUCUAUAAAUAUGUUGAUGAAUUACAGGCUGUGUGUAAUGAAAACUAGUACUAAUACAAAUAUUGCAUAUCCACAUUUUUGUACAUCCACAUUGUUAUCAUGGAUGACACCUUUCCACAAUGAUUCACAUGAUUAUACUGGAGAAAAAACAGAACA
Molecule: messenger RNA, 2375 nt
Organism: Alosa sapidissima (American shad)
Lineage: Eukaryota; Metazoa; Chordata; Actinopteri; Clupeiformes; Clupeidae
Gene: cacng7b
Product: calcium channel, voltage-dependent, gamma subunit 7b
Exons: 7
Coding region: 404-1453 (349 amino acids)
Biological process (GO): positive regulation of synaptic transmission, glutamatergic; transmission of nerve impulse; neurotransmitter receptor transport, postsynaptic endosome to lysosome
Cellular component (GO): postsynaptic density membrane; AMPA glutamate receptor complex
Molecular function (GO): channel regulator activity; voltage-gated calcium channel activity
Source: RefSeq, a predicted model, not a curated record